Fraxinus pennsylvanica is the source of this 486-nucleotide messenger RNA. The record is from the annotation of a GenBank genome assembly. NCBI's taxonomy places the organism in Eukaryota, Viridiplantae, Streptophyta, Magnoliopsida, Lamiales, Oleaceae.
AUGGCAACCAAAGGUUCGUCGAAAUCAGUGGAACAAUCUGGGGCCAGCGCCACAGACGCGAACAGCCACAACUCAGGGUUGAGAAAACCGGUGUUUGUAAAGGUUGAUUCUUUGAAGCCGGGGACGAAUGGCCACACACUGAUUGCGAAAGUAUUGAACUCCAACACCGUACUCAGCAAGAAGCCCCGGAAUAUGAUGUCGUUCCGUGGGCCCCAGAACCAGAAUACUCGUAUCGCGGAGUGCCUCAUUGGCGACGAAACGGGCACCAUCCUCUUCACUGCCCGUGAUAACCAAGUUGAUCUGAUGAAGCCAGGUAACACCUUGAUUCUUCGGAACGCAAAAAUUGACAUGUUCAAGGGGUCUAUGAGGCUAACUGUUGAUAUGUGGGGCCGCAUCGAGGUUACUGAUCCUGCAAAAUUCGUGGUCAAAGAGGACAACAAUCUAUCACUGGUCGAGUAUGAGUUGGUGAAUGUUGAAGAAUCUUGA